Messenger RNA from Corythoichthys intestinalis (scribbled pipefish), 5974 nucleotides. It is a transcript of the gene arhgef18a, whose product is annotated as rho/rac guanine nucleotide exchange factor (GEF) 18a. Gene Ontology annotation, molecular function: guanyl-nucleotide exchange factor activity. NCBI's taxonomy places the organism in Eukaryota, Metazoa, Chordata, Actinopteri, Syngnathiformes, Syngnathidae. The record is from RefSeq and is a predicted model, not a curated record. Gene Ontology annotation, biological process: regulation of Rho protein signal transduction. The transcript is spliced from 20 exons. Bases 218 to 3151 code for a protein of 977 amino acids. Gene Ontology annotation, cellular component: plasma membrane.
AACACCUUCCCCCUUCUCCUCCUUCCUCCCUUGUUUGAGGAGUGCACUUGUUCUUCAGUUGUUAUCCAUCUGCAUUCUAAGUCGCAAUCAUCGGCCAAGCUGGGAAAACGCGACUACUUCGUCUUCUUGUAAAACAACACGAUAAAAACCCUCCUCAUUCUUGCUGCUUCGUUACAGUGUUCCUUAUGGAAUCCCUGGCUUCUUCCCGGGUCCAAGCAUGACAAUAAGCCCCACCAAAAACAAAGCUCAACCUGGUUCAUCAUCAUACAACGACACUGCGGCAACAAGCUUCAGAUCCAGUCCAGCACGGAUGGAUGAGGUGGAUGCGCUGCGAGGGAGGCUUGCUUUGGAAGAGUCCCUUCCCUUGACUGAGCCCAUCAACCUGGAAGAUGGUCAUUAUUCUUCGCUGCGAGAUGGGCUGGAGCGCGACAGUCAGAGUCUGGAGGCUGAAUCUUGGAGCGUGGCGGCCGAUCAGGACUACCUGAGAACUCUGGACCGAGAAGCCAUCAAAAGACAGGAUGUCAUUUAUGAGUUAAUGCAGACCGAGAUGCACCACGUGCGCACGUUGAAGAUCCUCCGGGACGUCUACAUGCACGAGCUGAGACAUUCCCAGCUCCUGGACGAUGACAAAAUGGGAAGGCUCUUCCCCGGCGUGGACGCUUUGCUCACGCUGCACCAGCACUUCCUCGACUUCCUCAAACUGCGCCAGAGCCAGAGUCAAGAAGAUGGAAGUCCCAACUGCUACCAGAUCAUGGAGCUGGGAGACAUAAUCAUCUCACAGUUUUCUGGCUCAGUGGGGGAAAAAAUGAAGGAGUGGUACAGUGUUUUCUGCAGUCAUCACACAGAAGCAGUCAGCUUCUACAAAGAGCUCCUGCAGAACAACAAGAAGCUUCAAAGCCUCAUGAAGAAAAUUGGUCAGUUGACCCUGGUGAGAAGAUUGGGCAUUCUUGAGUGUUUCUUGCUGGUGACACAGCGCAUCACAAAAUACCCUGUCUUGAUAGAGCGACUUCUAAAGGUUACUGAAGACAGCGACGAACAUCAGGCUUUGCUCCAGGGUUUGGGGGCCAUAAAAGACGCUAUCUCACAAGUGAACGAGCACGUCAGGGAGUACGAGUUGGCUUCCCGUCUUCGGGACAUUUGCGUGCGCCUGGAGCCGAAGUCUGUUGGCCGACUGAAGGACGGCAGACUGAUCCGCAGGGAGGAUCUGAUCCAGACCCAGCGGACGCUGCUGCACGAAGGCCCGGUCACCUGGAAAUCCUCCGGCAGGCACAAAGACAUUCAUGCUGUGCUACUGUCAGACAUGCUUCUCCUCCUCCAAGAGAAAGAUCAGAAGUUUGUUUUUGCUGCAGUGGAUAACAAGCCACCUGUAAUCGCCCUGGAAAACCUGAUCCUGAGAGAAGUGGCCCACUCGGAGAAGGCGAUGUUCCUCAUCUGCGCGUGCACCUCCACACCGCAGGAGGUCUUUGAGAUGUAUGAGCUGCACACCAGCUCUAAGGAGGAACGGGUCGCCUGGAUGGCGCGCAUGUGGGAUGCCAUCAACCGUUCCUCAGAAGAGGAUAAACGAUACCAGGAGCUGACGGGCAGACUGCGAGAAUAUCAAGAGCGUCUGAAGGUGAGAGACGAGCACAUCAAGCAGUGUCUGUCGGAGAAGCUUAACAUCUUCAGCGCCAUGUAUGAAGACUUGACCGACCAAGAGAUCGUCCCGAGAGGGCUGCUGCUCAGAGGAGAUCCCACGGAUCUCCAGCAGGGAGAGACACUACUCAAAGGAGCCAUCCAUGAAGUGGAAAACCUUCAAAAUCUGCUUCUCCGCUCAACAAAAGACCCCUGUAACUCCCAGGAGGACCAUCAUUUGUUAAAGUGGAGGUCACACAGAAAAACUGAGGACACUAACCCGUCUGCAAACACUCUGAAAAAUGAGUGGUGCUCCAGCGAAAACGUGGGACCCGGCGGCAGAGGCGUCGAGGACGACAAUUCUCAACUACAGGACAUCAUUUUCUACUGUGAAGGCGAGGAGCCUCCUGCCGACAAUGACAGGUUGACGCCCGCGUUUGCAUCAACCGCCAGUAACUUCAAGGCAGAGGUGGGUGACCAUGUCAUACUGCUAGCUCAGUGGCUGUAUACAUUACAAGCCAUCGUGGCCCAGCAGGACAGUCAGAUCGAGCUCCAGCAGGUCGUCCAGUCGCACGGCAGCAGGACGUCGCGGCCCACCAGCAGCGCCUUGCUGGAACAGGAGAAGCAGCGCAACAUGGAGAAACACAAAGAGGACUUGGCUAACCUGCACAAGCUGCAGGCGCAGCACCGCGAGGCGCAGCAACGCUGGGAAAAGGAGCGCGAGCGGCAGGGCGCCUACAUGGAAACGCUCGAAGCAGAGUUGAGGCUGCGAGAGGAGCAGUGCGUCCGGCAUGAAGAGAAGCUCGCUGAAGACAAGGCAGAGCUGGAGAGGCAGUGGGAGACCUACCAGCAGGGUCUGGAGCGCCUCAGGGAGACCACCAAAGCUGUGGAGAAGGAAAAAGAAAUCCUCAGUCAAGAGAAAGAACGUCUGGAGGAGAGGCUGAAGAAGUACAUGGAGGCUGUGAACGCAGGGCACAACUACGAUGACCCGUACACCAACCUGUCCAGCUACCAGUCAUUCAGAGGAAGCCUAGCCAACGGCGGCAGCUCACGUCCACACGUCCUGCUGGCUAGCGUCCGCGACGCCAACAAGGAAUCGCCGCCCAAAGUUCCCCCGCGCAAGGAAAGCAUGAGCGUCUCUCAGUCAGCCAAACCUGAACUGCCCGUGCACCUGGUCAGCACCACCAACCAGGUACACAAGACGGCUGGCGUGGUGCAGCAGAUCCCAACCAAGUUGGCCACCCUCUCCAAGGGCAAGGAGAGGGGCUUCCGCAUGAAGGCGUCGCACCAGAGGGCCCACAGCGCAGCCUCCAUCGACGUGAGCCAGGUUCUGCCCAUCCGUGUGACGGGGAAAGAUGGAGGUAGUCUGAGGGUUGUCUCUCAGUCAGAUGACUCGAACCUGUCAGGACACGCCAGCACUGUGAGAACGUCACAGUCCUUCAUACACUUCCGAAGCAACGGGGAGGCUCCGCCCCCAGCCCCGCCCCCUUUCCCCAAAGAAAUCCUGGAGAAGCCGAAGGAGAAGGUGAUAUUCCUUUAAUUUCGGAGUGGAGAGACUGAGCUCACUUGGAGGUACUCGACACAAAUAUGUUUUUGUCAAAACAUUGAUGCGUAAAUUAAGGGGGAGGAAAAAUGGAAAAGGUCAGGAGCCAUUUUGCACAGUGGAGAAAAUAAGAUAUUCCAUGAUGUUGAUGUUCUUGCAUUGCCAAAGAUUUUUUUUUUUUAAUUCCAAAUGAUGUUUUAUGACCUUUUUAAUGCAAUGGUGUGUGGAAGCUACAGUAGAAAAGAGUUCUGAACAAGCACUGCUUUUAAAUUAAAACACAAAAACUGCUGUUAUAUUGAAAUAUUGUUGUCCUAAACUAUUCAUUUAUGGGUAAUAUAUUUUUCUGGCUUAUUGCUAUUUAUGGUUUUAAUGAUAUACGGUAGUUUGUGCAUUUUAUUUAAAGUUAUAGGGAUUUUUUUUUUUUUUAAAUCCCAGCAAGAGAAAAGAACACAUUAAAAAAAAAUAAAAAUGUCAAUAAAUCACACAUUUGAAGUUAUUUUUUUCUGACUAAAGCAAAAUGAAUCAAACUGAACAGACACAGCGAAACAAAAAAUAGUCUGCAAAAAUUGUUCCGCGUUUAUUUACUGAACUGCAAAAGUCAAGUUUCAUGUUUCACUGAAAACAAAUCAUCUGUACACAACUAAAAAGAAAACAUUGGUCUAAAAACCAAUACAGCAUAAUAUAGCACAUCAUAGAUAUAUAAAAACAAAGAAAUGAUUCGAUAGUCUGAGUUGUGCACUUUUUUUUUUAACAAACUAGCUUGACUGUCUUGUCACUUGAAUGACUCCUGUGGGGAUCCAAAGUGCAGAUUUUGGAGCGGGGCUGUUAUUGCACCACCAAUAUACUGUAUCAAGUUUGAACUCUAGAUUAUAUUUGUAAUACUAGGUAGAGAAUUCACAUCAUAGCAUGCAAAACAAAAAAGUUAUAGCAUAAAUAAUAGGGAAUCUUCAACAACAAAAAGUAUAUUGUCACGCUUUCGCUACAUACAAUGCAUCAUGGCUGACCAACUAAAUGCAUUAAUUUGCCACUUUUGAGUUGACUGAUUUUGAGUACUAAAAAAAUAGCAAUUUUUCAAUGUUUGAAUUUUAACUUUAAAGUCCUAGAGUUUUUUAUUCUUAAAAGGACAGUAAUACCUCAAGAUACUAAAUUUAUUCAUUCCGGGGUGGCUUUCGUAUCAUGAUUUUUUCGUACGCAGGUAGUCCCUGGGUUAGGAACAGGUUCCGUUCCCACGCAAGUGACGUAACCCGAAUGAACCCUUUAAGUACCCCUAAAUAUCCUCUAAAUCUCAAAAUAACUAUCCAUGUGUCAGAGCUGUUUCUUGAGCUGGAGCUCAUCGAAAAAUUUAUUUUUACUCCAAAUUUUGAAACGCAUGAGUUGCAGAAAACGUUUGUGGAAGUGUUUUUUUGUUUUUUAAUUAAGGAAAAUUAAAAAAAAACCUCAAUGAUAAAAACAGAACAUAUUGGUCAAUUUUUAUUUGAAACUUAGGGGUUGAUGGGAUCAGCAUUUAUCACCACAACUUUAUUAUUAUUAUUAAGCUACAUUUUAGGACACUUAAUUAAAUCCAUGUUUUAUUUCGGUAAUUUAUUUAAAAAAAAAACAAUACUCUGACAACUAACUAAUGUCAUACUUGUUGCAUUUUAUUUUACAUAUAGUAUGUAUAUGGCGGGAAAACACAGACAAGGCUGAAAAAACAGUUUCUGUUCUUGCAACCCUCUUUAAAAUAAACUGCUGUAUUUUAAGCCAAAAGAACGCUGCUGACAUUGAUUCAUGGCGCAAUAAGCCCCCGAACUAUUUUUAAUUUGUCGGUUUUACCCUGGAAACCCCCGUUUACAGACGUCGCGCAACCGCUUUUGUUUCAACCUAGCCAUAAAAAGAAGGUAAGUAAUGGUAUUUAUUAUUUGAAAUGCCUGUCAUUUUUAGCUUAGAAUCAUUCAUUGGUGUCUAAUCUUUAGUUUUAAAAAAAAAACUUAAAAUUAUUCACUCGCAUAUUUUAUUUAAACUUUUAAACAAAUUACGUCACAAUGAAAAAAAAUGGCGUCUGUAAAAAAAGUCACAGAUAGCUACCUCAUAACUAUCACUUAAUUGUAUUUUUUUCCCAUUAUUGUCGCAUUUUCCCCGAUAUUUUAGAUGAUAAUCGAUCCAAACAAAGAAAAAUGGGAAAAAAACUUUUAAAAGGGUAAAUAUAUGAAAAUAAAGAUCUCGACCACUCCUUGAUGUCUGCGAUUUCUGCAUUGCGAUCCUUGUUAUAUUACCAUGUUUCACCCAUAAAAUCCGGCUGUGGCCAUUCCCAGCUGUGUCUUGACACUCAGUGAUACAACUUCAAGUCACCUGACUUUUUUCCACCAUAUACAUUUUUAAAUUAAAUGACAUUUCUGUAGCAUUUUAUAAAAGGAAGUAAUUGCUCUUUUUGAAAUGUUUUUUCCUCUUCUGAAAUGCAUAAAAAUGGUCGGUCUUCCAUCUAGGGGACAAUAAAAACUUUCGAAAUACAAUAUUUAAAUGUGGAAAUCCCCAUUUUGUUGGCUAGCAAAGAUGCAUGCAGUUGCUGAGCGUUUAGUGUAAGGGUUCUGGAAACAUUUUUCCAUUCCCUUUCAAAGUGAGGUAUCUGCUCCUUUUCCCAUUUCAAUCUCUGUAAUAUAACAAUGUAGAAAAUAAAAUUGAGGUGGACACUUUUAGUUGAGCUUUUCUUCGUUUUCUAUCACGGGCGCAUCUGGAGGCAGACUGGGGUCUUCGCUCCGAUUGGUCGCAUCGGCGCCCUGAGACCCGUCGGGCUGCGGCACCUCUGUUUGCGUACACUUGAUGGGCGCGAGUGCUAUGGCAGGC